AUGGAGAAGUUCACCAACUGGAGAGAUAAGGGAACUGGAAUAGCGCCUUUCCUGCCAACACCGCCAUAUUUGGCGCAGGAAAAAGGCUUCCAAGCAGUUCUCAGCGUUUCUAAAUUUGUACUUAAGACUAUAUGCGCGUUGCCGGUAAUUAUUUUGGCUCUAGCGUCAAGUUGGGCGCCAGGAAGAGUAUCGAAAACAUUGUGGGGCGUUGUCGCCAAAAUUGUGUGCAACUGGAACCUCCAAGUGGCAAUUCAGGGUGUGAAGAGACGAGACAAGCAGAGCAAAUUACCAGCCGUCAAUGAAGUUUAUGUGGUGAACUGUAGUAGUCCAUUGGAUUGCGUGGUAUUGUGGUUCUUGGCGCAGGGCCCAGCUGCCUUCUGUAUUCCUAGCGUUCGUGGGAAAACCGUUCGCUUUUUUCACUUGACUAUCUGGCAGUUUGUAAAGUUCACGCUUAACAAUGGCGAAUUGCCCGUUUUAGCUAGCUUGGCAGAGGUAGACAAUAUCGCGCAACUGAAAAACCGAGUCGUGUAUCUUUUUGCGGAAGGUACGACCUCAAAUGGGAAAAGUAUCUUACCAUUCACGGUAAGUCAGGAAUCCUGGGACGCUUUCUUGGGCAACAAACCCGAGACUGGCAUUUCAACCUCUUCUAAUGCAGGUUCCAGACACUCUAACUUAUCAAAAGUCAAAUGUCAGGCGAUUCAUCUAAAGAUUAACAGUUCACUCACCACCCCGCUUCGGGUCUCUAAAUGGAGAUUCUUAGUAAGAGUUUCUACACAGGGAGUUAACUGCAAGUGCAAAAUAAGUGAGCCUAUAGAUUCUGAUUUGAUAAAGAUCCGGAAGACCAUGUGUGGAGGCGACAAAUUUAAACUCGUUGGGAAAGAACUAACUAUUGAUUCCAAGCGAAGUUUUGUAAAGGAGUUCGGUCACCGCAGACGUUAA
Lachancea nothofagi CBS 11611 is the source of this 939-nucleotide messenger RNA. The record is from the annotation of a GenBank genome assembly. NCBI's taxonomy places the organism in Eukaryota, Fungi, Ascomycota, Saccharomycetes, Saccharomycetales, Saccharomycetaceae.